Pipra filicauda (Wire-tailed manakin) is the source of this 3347-nucleotide messenger RNA. RefSeq names its product WD repeat domain 12 (gene WDR12). NCBI's taxonomy places the organism in Eukaryota, Metazoa, Chordata, Aves, Passeriformes, Pipridae. The transcript has 13 exons. Gene Ontology annotation, molecular function: protein binding. The coding region runs from base 133 to 1404 and encodes 423 amino acids. Gene Ontology annotation, cellular component: preribosome, large subunit precursor; PeBoW complex. The record is from RefSeq and is a predicted model, not a curated record. Gene Ontology annotation, biological process: ribosome biogenesis; maturation of LSU-rRNA from tricistronic rRNA transcript (SSU-rRNA, 5.8S rRNA, LSU-rRNA); maturation of 5.8S rRNA from tricistronic rRNA transcript (SSU-rRNA, 5.8S rRNA, LSU-rRNA).
GCGGGGGGCGCCGGGAAGGCGGCGGCGCGCGCGGCGUCUCGGGAGCGCGGCAGGCGCGCGGCCGCGUGGGGCUGGGAGGGGGCUCGUCACGACACGUGGUCGGUGUCGGCGACAGCGGCGACAGCGGCGGCGAUGGCGCAGCUCACGGCGCGGUUCCGCACCGAAAACCGCAGGUUCGCCGUGGAGGAUGUGCCCUUCUCGGUGCCCGCGGCCUCCGAGACCACCGACCUCAGCCAGCUCAUCAACAAGCUGCUGGCGGCAGCGCACGAGGAUCACAAAUAUGUGGAAUUUGAUUUCCUUAUCAAUGGCCAGUUCUUGCGAGUGCCACUGGUCACACACAUGGAAAUGGAAAAUAUCUCCACGGAAGAAGUGGUGGAAAUAGAGUAUGUGGAGAAAUAUAUGGCCCCUCAGCCAGAAGAAUGCAUCUUCCACGAUGACUGGAUCAGUUCUGUUCAAGGCACUGAAGAAUGGAUAUUAACUGGCUGCUACGAUCAGACUGCUCGAGUCUGGUCUUUGGAAGGAAAAUCCAUCAUGACAAUAGCUGGGCAUACAGAAGUAGUGAAGGAUGUGGCCUGGGUGAAACAAGACAGUUUAUCGUGCCUGUUACUCAGUGCUUCUAUGGACCAAACUGUCCUGCUGUGGGAGUGGAACGUGGAGAAAAACAAAGUGAAAGCCCUUCACUGCUGCAGGGGACAUGCUGGGAGUGUAGACUCCAUAGCUGUGGACUGUACGAAAACCAAAUUCUGCAGUGGAUCCUGGGAUAAGAUGUUAAAGAUCUGGUCUGCAGUACCUACAGAUGAAGAGGAUGAAAUGGAAGAAGCAGCAAACAGACCACGGAAGAAGCAGAAAACUGAACAGUUGGGACUAACGAGGACUCCCCUGGCAACCCUCUCUGGCCACACAGAAGCUGUCUCCUCUGUGCUGUGGUCAGAUGCUGAAGAAAUUUGCAGUGCAUCAUGGGACCACACCAUUAAAAUCUGGGAUGCUGAGACUGGAGAUCUCAAAUCUACUUUGACAGGAAACAAAGUGUUUAAUUCUCUCUCCUUCUCACCACUGUGUCGACGUCUGGCAUCAGGCAGCACUGACAGACAUAUUAGGCUAUGGGAUCCUCGCAGCAAAGAUGGCUCCUUGGUUCUGCUGUCUCUGACUUCUCACACAGGCUGGGUGACAUGUGUGAAGUGGUCACCUACCCAUGAGCAUCAGCUGAUCUCUGGAUCUCUGGACAACAUUGUGAAGCUUUGGGACACAAGGAGUUGCAAAGCUCCUCUGUAUGACUUGGCUGCUCAUGAAGACAAAGUUUUGUGUGUGGACUGGACAGAAGCAGGGUUGUUACUGAGUGGAGGUGCAGACAACAAACUGUAUUGCUACAGAUACCCAGCUACAGCCACUGAUGUUGGGGCAUGAAGGUCAACAGCCAGAAGACUUUUUUUUAAAAAAAAGGAAUUUUGCAGCAGUUGCUCUCUGUUAACAUCCCUACACAAUCAACAUCUGAAGAAAUGACGAGUUUGUUGCUCAGAGAGCUGUUCCUGGUUUUAUAUUGGUAACCUAUAUCCAUAUUUGUCACAGAAAAAUAGCAAAAAACAAAUAGGAUUCAUGUGAAGCAAAGCAAAGGGAACUUCCUCUCUUUCUGAUGGCUUUGAAUUAACAUCUUUUAAAUGACUAUUUGUAUAGCCCUUUUAAUAAGAAGUAAAUUGUUGCCGAUACAGAAAAACUACUCACUGACUAAAUUAUUUUUUGAGUUUACCUGUUUUCCCCUGAAAAAAAAAAAAAAGAUCUUAUCAACAGUUCAUUGGUUUAGUGCAUCAUUUCAGAAGAAAAUCAGAUUUCAGCUGUUGGCAGUUCUUACAAAUAAGUCCUUAAUUGAUAAACGCAGGCUUUUUUUCUAGGAUGAAGAUUUGGUAUGUUUGCAGUGCAAGGGGCUUGAUAUAAAGGAACUUGACAGAUUUACUGGCAGAUGAAAUAUUCCAAUUUGUUGGAGCUCAUAAAUUAGGGCUGUAGAUGUCUCUGUAAAUGUGCCUGCCUUGUGCCACAGUACAUGUUGUGUUGCAGUACAACUAACGCAGUAUAUCUUGCUUCUAGAAAGCAACAGAUGUAUUGAAACAAGUGGAGAAUCACACAGAGAAGGCAGAAGACUAAGUGAUUUGUUCCUAGAAAGAGUGGAUACAAGAAGCUGCAAUAGCUUUUAGGUUGAUAGAGAAUAAGUACUAUCCAAACAUGCUCAGUUUCUCUGCUGGUGGUUUUGCUUUUGGUUCAGCAUUAAAAUGAAAAAGCUAUUCCUGCAGCUUGUUAGAUGCCAUGUGUGUGAUGUUAAACCAACACAUAGUUCAGCAGUGUGGAAACCAAACUGGAAUAGCCUCACUAAUGUCUUGCCUUUCAAUAAAUGUAAGACCUGUACAGAACAACUAAGUCAAAUGUUUUAAUUGCAAGAUAAUUUUCUUUGAAGAGUGACAGCUCUGACCUUCAGGUUUAUAAGGUAGACAAGUUCUGAGUAAGGAGUUUUAAGAAAUACCAGAACAGCAAAACUGUAGUGAAAAUGGCAAGGGUACAGGAGAAGAUCUCUGAUCCCUUUGGUCUGCAAGUGAAGUACUGCAAUUAACAGAAUAUUAACAAAUGCUGCUUACAAGGAAUCAGUGUCUUGUCCUUAUUAUCCAUGUGCAUGUUCUUAGUACGUGUUUGUCCAUUCUAAAGCAAUAUAUACCAUUCAUACAUUAAUAUAGCAGCUAAUUUUUUUCUUCUUUAAACUUGAUUCGUUUAAAACAUUGCCUUCUAUUUACCCCACAGACUGGAACUUGCAAAUAAGGUCUGAAUAGCUAUUUUGUUUUGUAAACUUACCAAAAAUACGAAGCAUCUUUUGAGCAGGAACAUGCAGCACUCCCUUGUCCUCACUAUUAGAGAUGUGUAUAAUUUCACACUACACUUGUGGAUAUGCCAGCCUAUCAUAGCAAUCAUUGGUCUACUGUUCCUAAAAGUUUAAAAAUAUCUCUAAUAAUUUUUUAGUAUUAAAACAAAAAAAGAGUAAUAUCCUCCCCUCAGUAAUCCUUAAUACAGUACACCUGACUUUUGGAGGUCUUAACCAAGUAAAGUUUGCAGAUGUUUUUAGUGGAAAGCAAGGCAGCAAAGACAGUUAGGAAACGAGUUUGUUUCAUUUCUCUUCAAGACUCCCAGUGACAAUUCCAUGUAAAGUCUUGAGCUAUUUUGUGUAUUAUGUUUAUUACACUCUUUUCAGUUUUUCUUUCAGAUAAAUUACACCUGAGCAUGACUUCUGGAAUUGCUGUAGUAUUUUGCAGAGAGCUGUGGAGCACCUCCAGCCAAUUAAGUAGCUGAUAAAAAUAAAUGGGUUCCUCUUA